UUAGUUAUUUUCCGUCGGUAUGGUUUUCCUUGUUUUCUCGUCUUGUCGUUCAAAGUUUUGAAUAAUUCUUGGGAAAUUGCUUCUUUUUUUUCAAAAACUGACAUAGCAACCCAGAGAAGGUGCGUCAAGUAGAGAGGAAAUUUUAAAAGACCUUGAUUUUGGUUGAUUCUUGACCAUGGAAAAAUCAAGGCCUAGAUCCAGAUCCAGGCCGAUCUCUAGUGACAAUAUGUUGAAUAAUGUUCCCAAGCCUUAUAGCUUUAAGUUAACUUUUUUAAUUUUUCUUCCUGAUGUUGCCAGGAUAAUACGUACUCAUUUUCGUUUACUCUUCAAAUUUACUAAAUACCAGAUUAAAAUGAAAGAACCGAAAAGGCAAAUUAAUAAUCGUCAACAUAGAAAACACUUUAUUGGAAAAAGGAGACAAUUUCGGCAUAAUCGUCCUCCGAUCCCAAAUGACUUGAUUCGUGGAAAGCCUGAUAAUUUCCCUCCAAACUUGGAGAUUCCUAAAGAAAAGUUGAAUGAAUAUUAUACGGGGGCUGAACUUUUGAUUCCGGAAAAAGCAAGGACGAUAGUCGCCCAAAAACGCUUAACAAAAAAGAAGGGAAGAUUUUUUGAAAGAGUGGAGAGGGUUGCGCGUGCUGAAAUUCUUGAUACUCAACAAGAAGGGUAUAUUGAAGCAGAUGAUGGGGUCCCUACGUGUAUGACCAAACAGGCUGAAAUUUGUGAUGCUGUGGAUAUUGCUAGUGCAACUAAGCAUUUUUCGCUUGAUCUUCGUUUUGGACCAUACAACCUUGAUUAUACUCUAAAUGGGCGUUAUAUGUUGCUAGGUGGACGCAAAGGACAUGUGGCUGCUUUCGAUUGGAUGACUAAAGAUUUAAUAACUGAAAUUAAUGUAAUGGAAACUGUGAGGGAUAUUCAAUGGCUUCACACAGAAACAAUGUUUGCUGUAGCCCAAAAACGUUGGUUAAGAAUUUAUGACAGAAAUGGGACAGAAUUACAUUGUAUAAAAUCAAUGUUUGAUAUUAGAAGAUUGGAGUUUCUGCCUAGGCAUUUUUUGCUUGUUGGAUCGGGUGGAAACACAUUCCUUACUUGGUUAGAUGUUUCUGUUGGCAAACAAGUAGCCAAUUUUCCAACAAAAUGUGGAGCUCUACACGUUCUGACACAAAAUCCGUCAAAUGCAAUAAUUGUUGGAGGAAAUUCUCGUGGUUUAGUAACAAUGUGGUCACCUAAUGUUCAAAAACCGUUAAUUGAAAUGUUUGCACAUAAAGGGCCAAUUUUGGGUAUUUCUAUAAAUUCAAAUGGAAAUUAUAUGGCAACGAGUGGAUUGGACAAUAAAUUGAGAAUUUGGGAUUUGAGGAAGAAUUAUAGUGAAUUGGCUGUUUAUUCUGGUCCGUUAGUACAUUAUUCACAUGUUGCUUUUAGUCAAACAAAUUUUUUGGCGGUUAAUUCAGGAAAUAAUUUGCAGAUUAUCAAAAACCCACAUUUGGGUCAGUCUACUACACCCUAUUUAAUGCAUAAAUGUGAAGGAACAAUUACAGAUUUAAAAUUUUGUCCAUACGAAGAUGUUUUGGGUGUUGGACACACUUUAGGGUUGUCAAGUCUUUUAAUACCCGGCGCUGGACAGGCAAAUUUUGAUGCGUUACGAGCAAAUCCUUUUGAAUCAAAACAACAAAGGAAAGAGAGAGAAGUGAAAAUGUUGCUUGAUAAGAUUCAACCAGAAUUGAUAACAUUAAAUCCAGCAGAUAUUAACCGGGUUAAUCGAAAAGGAUUAAAAUCAACAAUGGAAUACAGAAAUAAUGUAAUGCAUAUAAAGCCUCCAAUUAUUGAAGAUUUCAAAUAA
Molecule: messenger RNA, 1837 nt
Organism: Meloidogyne enterolobii
Lineage: Eukaryota; Metazoa; Nematoda; Chromadorea; Rhabditida; Meloidogynidae
Source: the annotation of a GenBank genome assembly